Heterostelium album PN500 is the source of this 198-nucleotide messenger RNA. RefSeq lists its product as uncharacterized. NCBI's taxonomy places the organism in Eukaryota, Evosea, Eumycetozoa, Acytosteliales, Acytosteliaceae. Bases 1 to 198 code for a protein of 65 amino acids. The transcript is spliced from 3 exons. The record is from RefSeq and is a predicted model, not a curated record.
AUGUCAGGUGUUUUCAGAGGUAUUCAUACACUCAAGACCAACUGCUAUCGUUGGUUGAGAACUGAACCAGCAUUCUUUGUAUCUGUUGUCUUUUCUGUUAUUGCUAUGCCACCAGUUGCUCUUUGUUUACGUGAGAAGUUUUCAACAAGAAAGCCAAGAAAGGAUGUUAAUUAUAUGAUUGCCAACCCAGUCUAUUAA